Messenger RNA from Branchiostoma floridae (Florida lancelet), 4712 nucleotides. RefSeq names its product protein NEDD1-like. The coding region runs from base 243 to 2495 and encodes 750 amino acids. Lineage: Eukaryota; Metazoa; Chordata; Leptocardii; Amphioxiformes; Branchiostomatidae. The record is from RefSeq and is a predicted model, not a curated record. Gene Ontology annotation, molecular function: gamma-tubulin binding. The transcript is spliced from 18 exons. Gene Ontology annotation, cellular component: centriole; spindle pole; ciliary basal body. Gene Ontology annotation, biological process: microtubule nucleation; mitotic cell cycle.
UGCUACAUUCCAAUUCAUCCAUGCAUGUCGCAUGCGCUGUUCGUAACGAAUUUAAAAUGGCGGCAAGUCGAUGUUGGGUUGUGGUGCAACGACAAAUCUUCUAGUUUUCUCCCACUUUGAGAGGUCCUGUACAAGCAAGAGCAACGAAAAGCAGGCCCAACAGGUUCCUUGAAGGCAUCCUCUGACAUAGGAAGAAGUGUGUCAGUAAACUGUAGAUAAGAAAGCUGGGCCAGCCCAGCAUCAUGGCCGACGCCCCAUGGCUGGUGUCGGUGGGCGGGGACGCGAAAGUGUGGGAGGUCCCCGGCAUGGCGCUGAUGUCAGAGUUCAACCCACAUCAACAGGACAUAUCAUCUGCCUGCUGGAGCCAUAACAACCAGUUCAUGGCCACAGCAUCUACAGCAGGAGACAAGGUCGUACUGACCUCCGUGAAGAGGGGCUCGUCACAUAACAUCGCUGAGUACGCUGUGGGGGAGAGUCAGACGUGUGUUGCCUUCCACUCCACAUCCCGGUACCUGCUGACUGGUGGGAAGGACGGAACCAUCCAUAUCUUUGACAUCAAGACUAAGAAAGUCAAGAAGCAAUACAAGGGUCACAGCGAUGCCAUAACCUGUGUUACAUUCAACUGGAACGACACGUACAUCGCGUCUGGCUCUGUCAACGGUAACAUCGUACUACAUAAUGUCACCACCAACCAGGCCAGCAGCCCCCUCAGUCUGCCUAAGAUGGAGGCCAUACGAGACAUCCAGUACUCGUACUUCAAGCGAUCGCUGCUGGGUUCCGUGUCGGACAGCGGGACGGUGGUUCUGUGGGACACCAACACGAGAAGACCGCUCCACUCCUUCAAGGACGCGCACCACGCCCCUGCCACGGCGCUGACCUUCUCGCCCGUGAACGACAUGCUGAUGGCGACCGUGGGGCUGGACAAGAAGAUCUGCUGCUACGAUGUACAGGGGAAAAGUAUUGUGAGAACGAUGACGGCAGAGUCGCCGCUAACGGCGGUAGACCUGAUGUACGACGGUGCCACACUUGUGGUGGGAUCAACACGAGGGAAGGUUUAUCUGUACGAUCUACGGGCUGGCACCACGCCACAGAAAGUGACACAAGCACACAAGACCUCAGUCAAGUGCCUCAAGUUCAAGUAUCAAAUUGCACAGAAGGCUGAAGGGAGAAGUGCUUCCCAGUCGUCCACUAAGAAGUCUGUACAGAAGUCGACGUCCCACCCCAACAUCAGGUCUGGCAGUGCUCGGGCGAGGGCAGAGGCACGACCUCCUAAGGGCAUCCCCCAGAGUGCUAGCACAGGCAGCAUUUCUGACCAGGACAAGCAGGCAGUGCGUGUUCCCUCCAAGGACAACUUGCAGAAUGAGGACAUCUUCUCCCCUAUCAGAGAUGGAUCGUCUGCGAGUUCGACUGGAGAUGCCUCUAACCAGCCACGCCCUCAGCUGGAGGGGAAAGCCGAUAUAAAGGCAGAUCCUGGCAGUAAUGGAAUGGGAGUUUUCUCCCCUCUGGGGGACAAUAUGACAACACCAGUAGCUGGAGUAAGAAAACAUCCCAUUGGUUCCGUGGACACCCCUGAGGGAGCGUCCUUCCUUUCCCGACCAAUGGCAGGCGGCGAGAGUAGCGAGUCUGAGCCAGACGCAAGGUUCUCAGCACCAAAGCCAUCCUUUGUGUCACAAAUCCCAACAUUGGGGAGAAGGUUCAUGCCAUGGAAGUGGAGGAAGCGACCGUCCAACCUGACCACAUCUACCAGCAGUGACAGUGAACCUUCCCUGGGGAUGAGACCAGCAGCUUCAGGAGCUCUCAGUUCCAGGAGACCAACCAGCCCGGGAGAGGCCAAAAUUGCUGAGAGGGGCCAUGUCAGUAGAAGAGGAAACAUGGAAGUCUUGAAAACAGGUCACAGAGCAGGAGUGCCCAUCACCAACCCAGCCAUGCAGGCAGCUCAGCACGUCCCCCAGCCCGUCCCCCAGCCCUCCAUCCCCCCCAGCCUGGCUAACUCCCCGUCUGACCCUGACCUGAAGGGAGCAGCCGCCCCACCCCUCCCCCCGGCCACCGCACCUGCCCCAGGGCUGGGCAUCACCACCCUGCCGGGGUCUCCUGCCAGAAGGGUGGGGUCUCCUGCACCGGGGUCACCAGAUGUGCGAGCUAAGGUGGGACUGCUGGGCGGGGCCUCCUCCAGCAUGACAUCUGUACGGAGUCCUGAGUCCGAGGAUGAAGUGGGAGACAGGGUCAAGAGAAGGGUGGAUGCCUCAGCUGCACACUACGGCUUACAGCCGUUCCAGAUAGAGUUUAUCAAGAAUCUGGUGGAAGAUGCCAUGGAUGAGUGCAGACUUGCUAUGCACACAGACAUUGUCAACCUGCAAGUUGAGAUGCUGAGGCAAUUCCAGAUCCAAAAGAGCGAAGUGAACACCAUGUUGCAGAGGUACUCUGUGAACGAAUCCCUGGUUUCUGAGAUUGAGAGAUUACGAGAAGAGAACCGCAGACUGAAGACUUACCAUUAGAUUUACCCCUCCGACUUGCGAACAAUGUAUAUGACAAGAAGUUUUGCCUCCUUUUGUGUGUUGCUUGCCAUCCAUGUACAGACUAUAUUAUGCUAUUUUUGUCUAUAUUUGUCAACACAAUAGAAAGGAUGGUUAAUUAUAAACUGAGAAAGGUGAGGGUUGGGAACUCUGUGUUCAGAUAUAUGAGAGAAUUUGUAUGGUCUGUAUGAUCUGAAAGAGCAAAAAUAAGGAUGUUGAGUGCCAGUUAAAACAACGCUUAGAGUAAGAGAGUGAUGAGCAGUGAACUGUAAGGAAAAGGACAUGGAAGACUACCUGUGUAAAUUUUGUGAAUGAGUUGUGAAUGGAUGUCCUAUUACUAAUUCAUCAAACACUGGAAACAUUUUUUGUAAAGUUAAGGAAGGUAGAAAGAUGUUUUGAUGUAUAGAUAUGUAGUUAUAAGUCUGCAAAGUGCACCUUUCACUGUGUGCAUCCACCAAUAUAUAAAUGUACCUAAUGAAAAAGCCAUAAAGACUUUUGUCAAUAUUUGAUGGUUCAAAGUUUCAAUUCAAUACUCAAACAUACUACACUCCACGUACCUUGGAAUCAAAUAAGUCACAUUUAUCCCUGGUAUUGUCUUUUGUUCUCAAACCUCAUUUGUAUUGGACCAUUUGUUGAAUAGGUAAUUAAAUCAACCUUCUGUUCUCAGGUCUAGACAGAACGGCAGAAGAAUUCUGAAUGUCCAUAUGUUAUUUAUAACCAUUGGACUGUUCCAUUCUAAAAGUCAUGUGACAUUGUUGAUUUUCCUCACAGCUGGGAAAUAGUGUAGUUAUAAUAGUAAUUGUCAUUUGUAAUUUACAAAUCCCCUCAUGUAGAACUGGUGCCCUGGAUUAUGAACUACAAAUGGAAAUAUGCUGGAAAGAUCAUUAUCCCCUUAUGUGAAUUCUCCGCAGCACCAUAUUUGUAUUGACCUCAGAAGUUGAAGUGAUAAUAUUUAAUUACUGGGUACGCUGUUUUGUGACACUGGAUAAAAUGAUAUGCUGUAUAAUCCAUCCACAGACUGAACAGCGUAGAGUGCCAUGAUUGUCUUUACAAGACAUCACCUUGAGGAAAAGUUGCAACGUACAACAUAUAAUUGCUGUAACAAAUACUCAGAUAAUCUGGAUGCAGUAUAUAUAUACAUAUAUAUAUAUAUAUGACCACAACUGUUACCACUAUUACAUUGUACAAUGGUUACAUAAACCUCUGCAAUGCCUGUAUGUACUGGACACAAUUGGAUUAACACUUUGAUGAUACAUGUACAUGUAUGAUCUACUGUACUCCCAUUUACCAACAUGAUUACUGUGUAAUUCAGAUGGGAAUUGUAAAUAUUCAGGGGGCAAAGCUGGCUAUUUCGAAAUCCAUGUAAGUAUUGUGUGUUGUAAGCUAACUGAAUGAAGUAGUCCAAAUCUGCACCAUAUGUACGUAGUUGUAUUGAAAUGCAAGGCAUCUACACAAGUAGAUAGCUCCUCGGAUGCAACCUUAUUGAACACAAAGCUGUCGCUUUAAAGUAGUAAUCUUAAUGGUACCUCACAAUCAUGACUUUCCUUCAGCCACAGCUUUUACACUAUGGCUGUCCUGUGGAGUUUCUUUUGUCUUAAGAAUUUAUGCAGUAUGUCAGUGCUUGGGUGGUUUAAAAUGUGCAGAUAUGAAAAGGCUCAAGAACUAAAAUGUAGACGGACUCAACUUUUGUAAACCCUGUACAUACUUGUACAAGAAACUGAUCACAAGGAGGUGUAAACUUAGAUUGUGACACUGUAUGUUAUACGAUGGUAACAGGCAAGGGAAAGGGUCAGGAAUAAGUUGUAAAUCUAUCUAACCAAAGCACAAUCCUCAGUUAACAAAUUGAAUGUGUGUGUGUACUUUGGAAAGAUCAUAACAUUGUAGAGGGAAGUUAGAGAAGUUGCUCUAUGCUGUAACAAAUUUUAUAUGAAACUAUAGAAGUUAAGAGAUUUGCACUUGCCACUCAUGUAUUUACAUUCCAGAAAAAAUUAAUAGAAGCUUCAUUGAAGUUGCAAAUGGCUAGAGUAUUUUUUAGAGAUGUCAGGAUUGGGAGUUGGGAACACAUUCAUAAUUGUUGGAGCAAAAUGGCUAUUUUGAGUUUUGUAAUAUAGGAACUGCUGCCCCCUAAAUUUUUUAUUAUUACUUUGAGUGGGAACCAGCAAAACUUGUUCACAAUAAAGUUAUUCCAUUUAAGAAUGA